AUGCAACGUAAACGCCCUCUCAUAUCUUACUCUAGCUCUUCCGGCGAAUCGUCCUCCCCUGAACCUGAAGACACGCCCAUCGUAUCUACAUCCAAGUCUACCUCACCUCAACCAAAGAAACGCAAACUUCCGCCGCUAUCCUCCCAACUCACGAUACCUAUUCCUGUCGACGACCCUUCCAAACACCAAGGCCGAACGCGCACAGUACCUCAUGUUGAUGGCCAAUGGGCUGCAUAUGUCUACGUUCCCAUCAAGGCUGGAGCUCGAGAUAACAUCGGAAGACUCGUGAGGAGAACACUGGCGAGUGCCAGGGAGAGGGAAAGCAUGGGAUGCCUGAGGAGUAUUGGAUUUGAUAUAGACAGCGAUGAACUAGGGAAGGGGAAGACUCGUGAUGAAAAUGGAAUUAGAACAGAAGACGACGAACUACACAUAUCACUUUCGAGGCCUGUCUUCCUGCGGGCGUAUCAGAGAGAGGAGUUCAAGCGUGCAGUGAGGAUCAUCGCCAAGUCAAAUAAAUCAUUUACUGGGUCGUUCGCCACCAUCGCUGCACUUACUAACGACGAGAAAACGCGUUCAUUCCUUUGCCUCGAGGUCGGAGCAGGACACAAUGAGCUUCGUAAACUAUCAGACGACCUCACACCCACUCUCCGUUCCAUGCGCCAGAAGGAGUACUAUGCUUACCCUCGCUUCCAUGCGUCUUUCGCAUGGGCUCUCCUCGACCAUGCCUCUGCUAGCAUAGCACUUAACACAUCCAAGGCAUCUGCAUUGUCUCUCGGCAUUGACGGAGCGCUGUCAAACCCGCCCUACGCAUCUUCUUCCCACGUUACAACCUUUGACUCACCAGACUCCUUCCCUACAAUCCCCUCUUUGCCGGACAACCUCGUUGCCUCAUUGAAUGCUGAAUUCGGCAAAGCGCUGCUCACGACGGUGGGUCAUUUCGAGGUGGAAGAACUGAAAGUUCGAAUAGGGAAGGAUGUCUUCGGAUGGAGACUGGAAGGGUAA
Molecule: messenger RNA, 1002 nt
Organism: Stereum hirsutum FP-91666 SS1
Lineage: Eukaryota; Fungi; Basidiomycota; Agaricomycetes; Russulales; Stereaceae
Exons: 3
Coding region: 1-1002 (333 amino acids)
Biological process (GO): U6 snRNA 3'-end processing
Cellular component (GO): nucleus
Molecular function (GO): 3'-5'-RNA exonuclease activity
Source: RefSeq, a predicted model, not a curated record